Acanthamoeba castellanii str. Neff is the source of this 1428-nucleotide messenger RNA. RefSeq names its product Dlactate dehydrogenase 2, mitochondrial precursor, putative. Bases 1 to 1428 code for a protein of 475 amino acids. The record is from RefSeq and is a predicted model, not a curated record. Gene Ontology annotation, molecular function: catalytic activity; FAD binding. Gene Ontology annotation, cellular component: mitochondrion. The transcript has 12 exons. Lineage: Eukaryota; Discosea; Longamoebia; Acanthamoebidae.
AUGGAAAAGCCUCCGCGAGAUGCACGCUAUGCCAAGCUCGAGGAGCGCGAUGUGCAGCAUUUUAGGAGCAUCGUUGCCGAUCCGCAGGCUUCUGUGGUGACCGAUCCCGACGCCCUCGCUCCCCUCAACGAAGAUUGGCUCCACAAGUAUCGUGGCUACUCCAAGUUGGGACUUCAGCCGCGCACUGUGGAGGAGGUAGCGCGCAUCCUCAAGUACUGCAACGAGCGCAAGCUCGCAGUGGUCCCGCAGGGCGGCAAUACUGGUCUCGUGGGUGGUUCCGUCCCCGUGCACGAUGAGAUCAUCCUCUCCAUGAGCAAGAUGAACAAGGUCCUUUCGUUCGAUCCCGUAUCGGGCGUGCUGACCUGUGAGGCCGGAUGUGUGCUGCAAACCCUGGACGAGUACCUCGAGGAGAAAGGAUUCACCAUGCCCCUCGAUCUCGGCGCUAAGGGAAGCUGCCACAUCGGAGGCAAUGUCGCGACCAACGCAGGUGGCGUUCGUUUCCUGCGCUACGGUUCGCUGCACGGUAACGUGCUGGGCCUCCAAGUGGUCCUCCCCGACGGCACGAUUCUUGACAGCUUGAACGGACUGCGAAAGGACAACACGGGCUACGAUCUCAAGCAACUCUUCAUCGGCAGCGAGGGCUCGCUGGGCGUCAUCACCGCCGUGUCGCUGCUGACGCCUGCCCGACCAAAGUCGGUAAACGUGGCUGUGCUGAGCGUGCCGUCGUUCGAAGCCGUACAGAAAGCCUUCGUGGAGGUCAAGCAGGACCUAGGCGAAAUUCUCUCAGCGUUCGAAUUUUGGGAUCGGCAGUCCAUGGAGCUGGAGAUGCAACAGCUGCCCCACAUCCGCGACCCGCUGUCAUCGCCCAGCCCGUUCUACAUUCUCGUUGAGACGCACGGUUCCAACGAGGCACAUGACACCGAGAAAUUGAAUGGGUUCUUGGAGAGAGCGAUGGGUGAAGGGCUGGUGACCGACGGUACAGUCGCACAGGACACCACACAGUUCCGCGCCUUGUGGCAGAUCCGAGAGAGCUUUGCCGAAGCCGGCAGCAAGGCCGGGUUCAACUACAAGUACGACUUGUCGAUCCCCAUCAACAAGAUGUACGACCUGGCCACGGAGGUGCGAGAGCGACUCGGCGACAAGGCGCAAACCAUCGCGUAUGGCCACGUUGGCGACUCGAACCUGCACUUGAACAUGGUGACGCCCAAGUACGACGCCGAGGUGCACGGUCUCAUCGAGCCCUUCGUCUAUGAAUGGACCUCGAAACAAGGCGGCUCCAUCUCUGCCGAACAUGGGUUGGGAUUGAUGAAGAGGGACUGUCUGCACUACUCCAAGCCCGAGCAGGCGAUCCGCUACAUGCGCGUCAUCAAGGAGACGUUCGACCCACAGCUCAUCCUCAACCCGUACAAGGUCAUCCCCCUCCAGUGA